Messenger RNA from Cheilinus undulatus (humphead wrasse), 5166 nucleotides. It is a transcript of the gene glis3, whose product is annotated as GLIS family zinc finger 3. Bases 344 to 2932 code for a protein of 862 amino acids. NCBI's taxonomy places the organism in Eukaryota, Metazoa, Chordata, Actinopteri, Labriformes, Labridae. The record is from RefSeq and is a predicted model, not a curated record. Gene Ontology annotation, cellular component: nucleus. Gene Ontology annotation, biological process: regulation of transcription by RNA polymerase II. Gene Ontology annotation, molecular function: DNA-binding transcription factor activity, RNA polymerase II-specific; RNA polymerase II cis-regulatory region sequence-specific DNA binding. The transcript is spliced from 11 exons.
GUAGUUUAAUGGGUGAAGAAAAGAAGUUCCUGGAAACAGGAGUGAGGCGGGACGCUGUGGAUUAAACAGAGAUUCCUCCGAGGCUGGACUUCCCUGACCAGUGUUCACCCAUCACCAAGUCUCUGAGGUACAACAGUCUUCAUUCCCUCUUGUGAAGUUUAUCCUGCUACUUUCCAAACUUCGUCAGAGUGAGUGAGUAUCCUAGCAUGACUUUAGCGAAAGUUGUGGCAACAGGUCUGUGCAGUGAACUACCUUCUUCCUGCGCAAAGGUCAUUUGACGGACUUCAUCAUCUUGAAUUGACCUCCUUACGAACUCAGAGCCUCUGAUCAAUCUGCUUUCAACAUGAGUGGGCAGGGCUGUCAACUCCUGGUGUCCCCAUCGUUGAGCGUUAUGAGAGGACACCAGUCGCAGUCCAUCAGGAUGCCCAUGGCUUCCCCCCAGCGGGCCAGUUUCAGUUCCUCCUCAGGCAUGGGGAAAGUGAAAAAAGGGACUAUUCACUCCUUUACAUCUGGAAAACAAGGCACAAGUCAUGUUGUUCUGCCUGCUCUGAGCCUCCACAGACAGGUGUUGACAAAUGGCACACACCCAAAUGUGCAGACUGCAUCACUUCACAAACAAGGCCCCGCUCAUCCUCCAACCACUACAGUGACCUCUGACAUGCAGACAGGACUCUGCUCCUCUAAAAACAGCUUCAAAGCAGGUUGCUCCACGUUCCGGCAUUCCAUGGAGGUUUUUGGUCAGCCAGCUGCUCCUAACCUAACGGUGACCAGCAGUCCAAUGUCUGUUGCCCCACUGCAUCAGUAUACUGCAGCACCUCAUCCUCCAUCACACCCACAUGGUGUGCAGAUCCCCCACAUUGAAGCCAGAUCCUUACUGUCCAGAGAGUCCCUGGCAUCCACCACCCUCAGUCUGUUUGAGACUCAGUCAGUGUUUAGUGGCAGACAUGACUGGCCGUAUGGCUACCGUGUCCUCCCUCCAGUGAGUCUACCGCCAGCCAGCGAGGGAGGAGAGCAGCUCGGCCUUUCCCCUGGCACAGCCAUGUCCGGCACCACCAUAUCAGGUGGCACCAGCACCUCUGCCUCACUGCCUUCUUACCUCUUUACAUGCGACGCCGGAAGCCCCCGGCAGUCCCGCGCUAAGAAGAGAGCUCUUUCCAUGUCGCCGCUGUCGGACGUCAUGGGUAUUGAUUUCAACUCUAUCAUACGCACAUCUCCUACUUCUCUUGUGGCUUAUAUCAAUGGUUCUCGCAGCUCUCCAGCCUCCCAUCCCACUCUGUCACCUGUCCAGUCUGAGGGUUAUGGUCACUUCCUGGGUGUGAGAGGCAGCUGCAUCCCCCAGGCUCAUCCCUACAGCUCCUCACAGGCUCUAGCCCCACAUGGAGAAGGCAGUCGAAUACAGAUGCUUGAAGAGGGAGGGGGUCUGAAGAGCCAGAUGGCUAACAUGGUGGUGGAGCAUCAGUGCCUCCCAGAGGAAGGAGGGGCAGAAGGGAAGACUUCAGAAAGCUGCAGCCAAACCACCAACAACCUGCUGCCAUCUCUAGAGCUACAGCCAGCCAUGUUAGCCACUAUCCAAGAAGCUGCAACUCCACAAGGGCCUCCACCACCUUACCACUCGCACCAACACAUACAUCUCACCAGACGUCACUGCAAAUUAAAGCCAUCCACUCAGGACGCUCUCGCACAUGCUCCUCCUGUUCCUCCAAGGCAUGGUGUAAGCUUUUUACCCCAGGUGCCAAUGUUGGAGGAAGAAGAAGGAGAGCUGGAGGACUAUGGGGCCCACUGCUGCAGGUGGUUGAACUGCACUGCCAUUUAUGAGCAAAAGGAGGAGCUGGUAAGGCACAUAGAGAAACUACAUGUAGACCAGAGGAAGGCGGAGGAUUUCACAUGCUACUGGGUGGGCUGUCCACGCAACUUCAAGCCAUUCAAUGCCCGAUAUAAGCUUCUUAUUCACAUGAGGAUCCAUUCAGGAGAGAAACCCAACAAGUGCACGUUUGAAGGCUGCAAGAAGGCUUUCUCUCGACUGGAGAACCUGAAGAUCCACCUGCGCAGCCACACAGGAGAGAAACCUUACCUAUGUCAGUAUCCGGGGUGUCACAAGGCCUUCAGCAACUCGAGCGACCGAGCCAAACACCAGCGGACACACCUGGAAACGAAGCCGUAUACGUGUCAGGUGCCUGGCUGUGCGAAGCGCUACACUGAUCCAAGCUCCCUGAGGAAACACGUGAAAUCACACUCAACGAAAGAACGACAGCUACGGAAGAAGAUAAAAUCCACAGCUGAUGUGAUCCAGGACACACUAACAGACUGUUUAACAAUCCACCCUCUACAACCAAGCCUUUCUCCUCUGGCAGCAAUCGACAACAACUUGAACUCUCCCCCUGGUGCAUCCCACGAGUCUUUCUCUGCUGCUCCACAAGGACCAGACUCCUCCAGCAAUCCUCACCUGGCACUGUUGUGUUCCUUACAAGACGAUUACAGGUGUGUUGAUCCUUCCCCUCGCCAGCUUUUCUCUGGGGACCAGUGUGGGCCUUGCUCUUCCACCUGCCUCCCCCACCCUCCUCAUGGGACAUCCCUGCAGAACAAAUGUGGUCUGGAGCACCCAAGGUUGCCUUCUGAUCUAACAGACCAUAACCCAGAGCUCUCGGGGCAAAUGAAGAUGCUGUAUUCUGCGCCACAGUACGGCGGGAUCACAGCACAGACAAGCUCAAGUCACCUGAUGCAAGAUGAUGCCUUUGGUGACAGCCUUGUUCAUGCAGUCAAUAAUCCCAGUGGGGUGGCUGCGUUACCAACAGUUCUUUCCUGUGACACAGGAUUUCAUGGCCACAACCAAGCACAGGGUGUAACUCCUGAUGAAGAUGUGCAUGGAGGGGAUUUCUUCGGUGUGGUGGACCACAGCACAAGCCACGUCUCCUGCCUCUAUACGGAGGGAUGAUAAUCAGCCUGUGGGUGGUGUUUCUUUGCACUGUUUGAAGUUUGAAGUCAAAUGAUGAAAAAGACUUUAGACCGCUUUGCAGCCUACGGGAAGUUUCAUUUAGCCAUGUGAGGAGGAUAAAUCUACAAAUCUAAAGGCACAUUUACACCAAAUGUGCCAAGGACUUUAAGACAAGAAGGCGGCUUAAAGUUUAAUCAAGCCCAGAGAUUCACCAGUUAAAAGAAACGUAAUGACAAGGGACAUUUGUUUGCAGUUGAGUGGAAAAAAAUCUUAAUGUAUGUCCAUUUAAUGUAGGGGAAAAGAGGUAAAAGCAAGAAAGCACACUGUAUCAGACAAGGAAAUUGGCUUAGUAUCAAACGUAUCAGACAGCUAAAAUAGUCAGAGAUAAAGCUCCUGUCAGAGAUUUUCUAGCUGGUUAUGAAACAGACUAAUGUUGAUGCCUCUUUAUGACCUUCCAAGGCAGUCAUCAGUAGUUCAGGAAAAUUAGAAAUCCACUAUCUCAAAGUAUUAGAAUAUUGUGUAAAAGUCAAAUUUGCAAAUGUUUUCUGAGUCUUAACUCUCUCACUCUGGUUCAGUACACACAACCACAAUCAUGGGGAAGAUGUGACCUGACACAUGUCCAGAAGACAAUCAUUAGCUGCAUUUCCAUAACAGUUUUUUGCAAAAUAAAAGCGAUAUUUCUUCUAUAUAUAUUAGAUAAUUCGACUAAGUAAUUACGCUUUGAAUGUGUUUCCAUUGAAGAGAGUUUUGGGCAUAAACCUCGCAAUUCUCGUGAAAUUUCAUCUCACGAGACUCCACUGCAAGGAAGCUGGACGUUAACAACCUGUUGCGUGUUGGUGUGGUCAUUAUUACAUCUACAACGGUUGCCUUGACAAUUUUGAACAAAAGACUAAGGCAACAGAUGUCAGCUCAGAGGCAAAGAACGUACAGUGGCUUGCAAAGUAUUCAUACCCCUUAAACUUUUCCACAUUUCUUCAUGUUACAACCACAUUUUGCAUGAUAGACGAACACUAAGUGGCGCAUAAUUGUGAAGUGGAAGGAAAAUUAUAUGUGGCUUUCAAAAAUGUUUACAAAUGAAAAAUCUGAGAAAUGUGGUGUGCAAAAUAAAAUAAAAAAAAUAAAACCCAGUGCAACCAAUUGUCUUCAGAAGUCACCUAAUUGGUAAACAGAUUCCACCUGUAUGUAAUCUAAUCUAAGUAUUAAUACAGCUGUUCUGCAAAGGCCUCAGACGUAUGUUAGAGAACAUCAGUGAACAAACAGCACCAUGAAGACCAAGGAACACACCAAACAGGUCAGGGAUAAAGUUGUGGAGAAGUUUAAAGCAGGGUGACGUUAUAAAAAAAAUAUCCCAAGCUUUGAACAUCUCACAGGGCACUGUUCAAUCCAUCAUCUGAAAAUGGAGAGAGCAUGACACAACUACAAACCUACUGAGAAAUGGCCGUCCACCUAAACUUACAGGCCGUGCAAGGAGAGCAUUGAUCAAAGAAGCCACAAAGAGGCCCAUGGUGCACUCCACAAAUCUGGCCUGUAUGGAAGAGUAGCAAGAAGAAAGCCAUUGUUGAAAAAAAAAAAAAAAGAAAAGAAAAAAAAAGCACGAAGGAGUCUCGGUUGCAGUUUGCCAAAAGCCAUGUGGAGGACACAACAAACAUGUGGAAGAAGGUGCUUUGGUCAGAUGAGACCAAAAUUGAACUUUUUGGCCUAAAUGCAAGGCGCUAUGUGUGGUGGAAAACACCCUGAACACGAAAUCCCCACGGUAAAAUAUAGGGGUGGCAGCAUCAUGCUGUGGGGAUGCUUUUCUUCAGCCAGGACAGGGAAGCUGGUCAGAAUUGAUGGCAAGAUGAAUGGAGCCAAAUACAGGGCAAUCUUAGAGUUUCAGCCCUUCUCAGAACAAGCUGUUUCUGUGUCUUUGUCUUUAAAUGUAAUUAGCUGUCUGACUCCGCCCCUGACCACACCCCUCUCAGGAAGCGGAUAUGGCACUGCUGAUGUUACAAUGUUACACUUUUAUCCAAAGUUUAGGACCUGACUGGGAUGUGAGCCAUCAAAAGUCAGCAGUGUAACCCACUGAGUUAUCCAGCAUGGAUCUUCCUGUCAGAUCAGGAGAAGAGCAUGGAACUUUCUUCCAAGCAGGGAGGGCCAACCAAACCUGGGGGCGGGUGCUUACUCCCCAUUUGACAUCAUAAGGGUAAAAUCUGAGAACGGCUUGUUUUAGCACACAUUUUCUGAAAGGUGGUGAA